This is a messenger RNA of Epithele typhae, 1056 nucleotides long. Its product is annotated as caspase domain-containing protein. Bases 1 to 1056 code for a protein of 351 amino acids. The record is from RefSeq and is a predicted model, not a curated record. Gene Ontology annotation, biological process: proteolysis. Lineage: Eukaryota; Fungi; Basidiomycota; Agaricomycetes; Polyporales; Epitheliaceae. The transcript is spliced from 9 exons. Gene Ontology annotation, molecular function: cysteine-type endopeptidase activity.
AUGCCAGGUCCCGGGUUCUCCUCAGGCGAAGCUUUCGAGGAUCAGGAUGAUGCAACUUUGUCGACGCCGACUCACACUCUGGUACACAACGCUACCCCGGGAGGAACUUAUCAUACCGCAUGGGACGUUCAGUCGGCGCUGACGGACGCGGAGCUCGCCAGGGUAGAGGAGGAAAGGGAGAUAAUGCCAGGCACGUUUCCAGACGGUUCCUCCCUUCUCGCAUUCUUGGCUGGCUUGCAGCAGAGGUCCCCGGACACGACGUCGUGGAGCACAUCCUCAUCCCACUCGUGGCACACGGCACGGGAGGCCAAGGCCAACUUGAGUCAGGCACUGCUGAUCAGCAUCAACUACGACCGCAUGCCAUACAACGAGGAGUACGUGCCGCUGUCGCGCUCGCGCCAGGACACGAAAGAUCUUCGGGAUCUGCUCAUAUCGACAUACGGCUAUGACCCCGAGAAUAUUGUAAUGAUGUUGGACGAGGACGGGAUCGCGCCGAACCUCGAGCCGACGCGGGCGAACAUCCUGGACCAGAUACGCAAGAUGGUGGCCAACGCACGGGCGGGGAGUCGAUAUGUGUUCUUCUUCUCCGGCUAUUCUGGUCAAGUUGCGACUGGGCAACCGGAAGAGGAAGAUUCGUUCGACGAGUCCCUCGUCCUCAUUGAUCACAGGAAGCACAUCGGCGUCGACGAGAAGACCACGAACGAGCGCAUAUUAUUAGACACGAUCUUCGACUCGUACCAGUCGGGGACGAUGUUGGACCUGGACCACUACCUCUGCAAUUCCAUCUACAGUAUGAGCCAGUCGGACGUCCGUACUGUCACUGGGAAGCUCUCGCAGUCCGAUAACGACCACGGCGACGCGGCCCGAGAGGACUCUACCUGGGGCGCGCGUAUUUACCGGCGCAGGCGGCGCGUCUCCGAAGACGAAGUCGGGGUGCGCGGCGGCCGGUCGUCUCUCGGGGACGUCGCGGAGAGUCCGUCAACAGCCUCUCUGGUCACGUCCACUCUCAUCGACGAAGAAGAGAUCGACCGCAGGUGCUCGUCCCCACAUCGUUGA